Molecule: messenger RNA, 4520 nt
Organism: Leptopilina boulardi
Lineage: Eukaryota; Metazoa; Arthropoda; Insecta; Hymenoptera; Figitidae
Exons: 12
Coding region: 346-4350 (1334 amino acids)
Source: RefSeq, a predicted model, not a curated record
UGCUGCUGCUGGAGCUGGAGAGAGGCUGUGUGGAAGUGGUUUUAUGUUGAAUGUAUACUGACUACUAUACUACAGCCAAGUCAGUCAGUCGGCUCAGCACCGGCCUCAAUGCUGUAUCGUGAUUUAACAAAUUUAUCGCUCGAUUUCUCAUUUCAUUGAUCGAUGGGAUUUUUCACCUGACUUAAAAUUAGAUAUUUAUAUUUUGUUACGUCAAAUUUUGUGCAUUUUAUUUUGUGGCAGUGUUUAGGAUUAACAUCAACAAAAAAAAAAAAAAAAUCUUUCAACAGAUUAUUAAAUAGAAUGAAGAUAUAACGGGAACAUCCUCAGUACUCCAGGAUAACAACAAUGUCGGCGCAAUGCAGACACUUUGUGCAAAAUGCUUGGAAAAAGGAGCUUUGUUCAAAUUGCUUUAAACCGCGAGAAGAACAUCUCGAGUCAUCUGAUACUUCAAAGCCACUCAUUAAAACCCCUCUUAGUGCCUUCAACAGUAACCUCAAAGUGCAGGGCAUUCUAAGGAUUAAAGAACAACACUGUCAGGUGAAGCUGAAGAAGCGGAACGUUGGAUUUCAGGAAUCACUUGUCGAAGUCAUUGGAUAUGGAGGUGAUGAUUUCUCCGAUCUCGAUGACGAUGAUAAUCAAGAUCUCGACAGUAAUGAAUCCUCCACUUAUGAAGAUAACCUUCCCGAUAGCGAGGAAGAACGUGCCCUCGGUAAUUUGACCCGUGCCAAUACUAAUUUCAAUACUGUCACUGCAAAUCUAACGGAAUCUGUAACACCCGAUGUCAAGGCUCCCAAGACAUUUGCAUCCUUAAUGCUCGGAAAAGUUCAAAAAGAUGCCGAUGGCAAAAAGAAAACACUUUUGGUAUCGGUGACGCCAUUUGGAGGCGAUGACAGUCUACCAACAGCAAAAAGGCCAAGCGACAAUAAGAAAAUAAAUAACGAAUACUCAAGACCCAAAACACUCGAUAUCAUCGCCAAAAAUGAAAAGACUGAAGUCAUUGUCAAAAGUAUUAAGAAAUUAGUUGAAAAUGAAAAUUCCGAGAAACGUCAACCCGAAUCUCCAAAUCUUGAAAAAAUUGUCGAUAUGCCUUUAAUAACAUCCGCUAAUUUAGUAUCCGUUAUUCAAAAUGAAAAUCUCGAAACACCAAUUCCAAUUGUCCAAAAACAAGACAAAAAAAUAAGUAUCGCAAGAACUCCAGCUAUCAAAAAAUCCGAAAAUGAAAAACCCAGAAUAUCAUCAAUAAACAAUAAAGGAGAGUAUGCAAUAACAAAAAUAACAAAACGCACCGAUAUCAUGAAUACCGAGAAUCGUAAAAAUGGUGUCUACAAUUCGGGUAUUGAAUUAACAUUAACACCAUUGAAGAAAGAAAUUGAGGAAAAUUUGAUUUUAAAAGGAAAGAAUGUGAAUAAAAUUUCCGUUCCAGCUGCUGAGGAAAAAAAAGAGGAAUUUUUAGAGGAACGAAAAAUUGAGGGUGAAUCGAUAACAAAAAAAUUUACCAUCAAAGAAAGUCGUGAAUCUGCUGGUGAACCUGAUGGUAAAGCCGAUGAGGAUAUACUGGAACCACCAGCAUUACCAAAAAAUCCUCCACCUCUUGAGACAAAACUAAAAUGUAAUCUUCAAAACGAAUCCUCAAUACUCACAAUUGCUGAACCAAGAUCUUCAUUUUUACACGGUGAAUCAAAAAUUCGACCAGUUGUUCCUCAGAAACCUGUACCUCAAAAAAGUCCCACUUUCUCCAAUACAAAACCCACACUCUCUACUUUUGCUGUCACAAAUCGUACUAAUUCCACAGAGGAUCAAAUUACCCGCAACUCUUACUUUAAUUCAUCAAUCCUAUCAAAUGCUGAAAGCAAAUCACAAUCCAUCAGACCACCUCAAGUUCAAUCGUGCCAAAAUAGUUCAGAAAUUCAAAACAAAAGUCCUAAAGAAAAUCCAAAACACAAGGAAAAUUGUCCACCACGCCCUAAACCACCGUCAAUAUUUUUAUCCAAAUCACUAAUACAAAAUGAAGAAGAUCUCGAUGAUGAUGACAAUAAUGAACAUUCCGAAGCAAUUCGUUCAUCGAAUAAAAGACGAAUGGCACCAAAACCACCGUCAACGCCAACUGAUGAUACGCCAAGUUCUCUAUUUGCUCGUAAUCCAACAACUGUUUUAAAAUCAGAUUCGCCAGUUGUUCGUGAAAUGGAAAAAAGAGAAAGAGCAUCAUCAUGUAGUCCUAAAUUUCGAAAAGCAAUUUCUGUUUCUGAAACACCAGAUCCAUUAGAUCGAGCACCAGAACCAGCGCCAAGGAAAAAUAUUUCCCUCUCACAGGAUAGUCUUGCAAAUCCUGAGAGAAUUGAGGAGAAAAAAAAGAGUCGAUCUCGAUUUUCGUUAAAGAAAUUUCUUCGAAUGGGUUCAAGAAAGGAUGUUGACAUGACAUGUGGUUAUGGCUCGAGAAUGGAUGAAAUUCCAUCGACACCACAACCAAAACCAAGAUUAGAAAUUAUUCAUCCUUUGGAACUUGAUGGUGCUGCUGUACAAGUUCUUGGGAAUGAGGGAAAUUGCAGAAUCAGCGAGGAUGUUACUGAUUCAAGAAGUAAUUCAUCUUUGACAUCUAAUUCACCGAUUACUAAUGGAAUUCUACAUGUGAGACCCGGAAAACCUCCACCACCGCCAAGGAAUCAGUCACUGGAUGAUUGGUCCAGACUGGAUCCUGCUAAUAAGCCGGCUAGACCACCUCCCCCCCGAACUGACACAAAAUUACCACCGAGGGGAGAGAAACCACCACCUAAAACUUGGCAAUCAACAUCCAAUUCACCUUCGACGUCUGACUCAAUUUACGCGAAUUUGGCAGCGGAGGAUGUUACAGGUGAAAUUCGAAGUUCUUUGGUACCAUCCAAGCCUCAGCGAACAGCCAGCAUGAGGGACCAGACGAUUUCUCAACCUCCCGUGCAAAAAGCCGUUCACAAUCAAAAUCAGGACUACGAGAAUGUCGAAACCAAUUCUCCAGCAUCAAAUUCGCCGGCUUCGAGCGAGAGUCAGGUUUAUGAAUGCUUAUCAAGUUCUCCGGAAUGUGAUUCGAGUCUUGAAUUACGCCAUGGGAACGGAAAUCAUGCAACUGCUAAAAGAAAAUCCGACAGCAGUGCUUUAGAGUCAAAUGUAGAGUUCAAGUACCAUCAGCCAACGUUCACCAGGUCAACUUCCCUACCAUAUUGUGGUAGCGAAACCGAAAGUGAACUCUACGCUCCCUAUAGCUUCUACACCAAUGACGAGGGUCCAGAAGAUGAUCAGGAUUGGAAAAACAAGGAUGAUGAAUCGAGAGUUAGUCGUCUAAGACAAAGAAGAGGUCGAAGUAUUGUUCAUCGAAGUUUGGAGGAUAAUUAUGGUGCAGUUGUUGUUGCCAACCAUGAAGCAUUGGCGCAAUUUUUGGAACAUUUAAAUUUAGUUUCACCCUUAUCCCUUGGACUGCGAGGAUUGAAGAAUGCAAAUCUACGAUUUAAUGAUUUCACUUUAGAAUCUACUUCGUCUGUUAUUAUUGGAAAGAGAAUAUUUUAUUCAGCAACGUGGAACGAUCAGAAUGUCACUAUUUGCAUAGCUUUCAAUCCAACUAUGCACGUUUCAAGAAAGGAUUUCUAUCUAGCACCUAUAGUCGAAUUUAUAGAUGCUGUGCCACAGGAAAUUUCUGAAAAGAUGGGUUACAAUGGGCGGAAAACAAUUGAAGCUACAAUUUCGAUAUUGCCUCGCCUACAAGUGAACACUAUUCAAUCUUUCGGCGCAAUGACAAAAGAUAUCAUUGACGAAGGUACAACGAAAGAUUCCUUCUUUGUCUUGUUGCAAUUCGUAAACGCGUUGAAAAAUCUUCAGGCACGUGGUAUCGAAGAAUCACCCAAGAAUUUGAGCAAUGUCGUGCUUUGUCGAGAAGAUAAGGACGCUUGUUACAGGAUUUAUCUGCUUCAAGGAUUAAACGUUGAUAGCGGUGAAGAAUGUGAAGAGAAAAUGGCUUCGUUGUGCCAAUGUGCCCUUCUUGCACUGCAGGAAUUGCAUCUCACUAAUAAACUGCCUCUUGUUAGGGAGUUACUCACAAAGGAGAAGGCAGAAACUCUGUCACAGGUAAAAUCACUACUUGAAUUUUCGUUAUGGGGGCCAGCUGACGUAACUCUUGGCGGACCACGAGAAAGAGAAACUGCUCUUCAAAGAUGGUUGGACCUCGAGAGAGCAACAGUUCUUCACGCUUUAGUGAGGACAAGAGCUCCUCUAACAGUAACGGAUGAAUACCAUCUUUUCUUCCUUGUUCACACAACAUCAAAAACUAUGUGCGAGGCAUCCAUACAUCUUGAUAAGCAACGAAACGGCUUAAUGCGAACCAAUUAAUUAUAAUAUAUAAAAAAAAAAAAAAUUCACAGCGCACUCAUCACUAUCAAAAUAAUUACAUUUUGCUCAAAAUAAUAAUGUCAAAUCUAGAUUGUUAUUAUUAUACAUUCGUUAAUAUAUUAAUAGUAUUGUAAAAAAACUAUUUAAGAAAAAUGAAAUAUUAGGGUGAA